AUGCGAAAUGAAGCUUGUAUUCAACUACCGUUAUCUUCAAUGGAUAUCGACGUGCAAACGCUGUUGCCUUUAACUUCCCUUGUCUAUCUGUUGUCAGAUCAAGAAGUGGACCGAGACUCACUUGCUGAUUUGACGGAGGGAAUGUUAAUUCAGUUAGUGCCUCUCUGUGGCCCACGAGCCCGCUUCAUCAGGGAGUUGGCAAAGAUGAAGGAGUCACCUACACCCAGUGCUGAAACUCCUCGGUCUCCACCUUCUUCAAGACCAGUGUCUCCACCUCCAUCAAGACCAGCGUCUCCGCGCUGCUUCUCUCCUAGUCAGAACAUAGAUGAAGACGAGAACAGUGUGGAUGACCUUGAUAAUUCACCUACAGAAUCAUCUAUCACCUGGGCCGAUCUUCAGAAAAGUUCUAAUCGUAAUUCAGUCGUGAGAGCACUCCUGAAUAGAAAGUCAGACGCAGACCGAAUUUUGGCGAACUACCCGGCUUCUAAGAAAAAGUAUCGAGUGAGAAAAGGUCUCAAGAAAGAGAAGACAUAUGUUGGCCUUGACUUAGUUCAUCAAAAACUUCUCUGUGACUUACUUGUGAAAGAGGCAUGCCGGGAACCUGCAUCCAUUGGGUGUGUCACUGAUACUGUGCAAAAAUUAGUUGAGGAAAUUGUUGCCAUCUUUCCCCGUGAAAGAAAGUCUCAGUACUAUGUACCCUUUCGGUGCAUCAAAUUGGAUGGCAAGGUUGUCAAACGUUCCAACACUAAAGGUCGAUUAUACCACAAAUUCACUAAUUAUUUGAAAGUUCUUCGAGACGAGUAUGUGACAACUGACUCAAGGGUUGAAUGUCACAUUCAUUCUACUACUCCAGAAACAUCAGCUGAUGUGGAAGCCAGCCUUCAGUGGCUUGCCAAGAGGGUGGCAAUCUGUCCUCGGCUCAAGGCUGAAUGGGAAGUGACAAGGGAGGCAAGAUUCAACAGUCUAAGGAAUAGAGUUGAUGGAAGGAAUGAGAAUUUCGUGCACACUUACAUCCACUCUCUGUACCCCUGCUUGGCGCAACCUGAUGGCUACCUUCUUCUUUUGUCUGAUUUUGAUGCCACGUUUCCUGAAAAAAGGAACAGCCUAUUUAUGCAGUGGCCUAAAUUUUCUGAAAGUGUGAAGAAGCUAGCCAAUUGUUCAGACUCAGACUGCAGUGAUGCGGAGGUUUUCCACCUACUGGGAACUUUGUUUGAGGAGGAAGGACUUUUCUCCAUCCCAGUUACCAGAAAGUAUCGUGCAGGAAAGAAGGAAAUGCUGAACUCCUUUCUUAUGGCUGUGGAGACUGUGGAUGAGAUUGAUCGAGACAUAGCCGCAUACGAGGCAAAAGCCUUUCAAGAAAAAUUCACCGUUCAGCCCUACGCUGUGGCCGUUGGACCUUGGCCAAAUCCUUCUCAGUUUUACGUCUCCUAUGGUGGCAUUUUGAAACAAGUGGCUUGUGUCAAAGAUGCGAUAGAUGUAACCUUCAAAAUCUUCCAUGCUCUUCACGCCAACUAUCCAAGAACCUCAGAAUGCUACUGGAUGCUGCUUCAGAAGAUUGUGUACGAAAUAGACACUGUGUGGGACAGUGCCAGUCCUGAAGUCGAGUCUUUAAUCUCCAAGUUAGUUGAGCUGAGAAGUUAGUACUUGCAAUGCCAUCAGUAGGCUGUGUAUAGAAUGCAUUUACUGCAUUAGUUGUAAACUCAUCUAACUCAAACAUCUUCUGGUAAUUGUCUAGUUGAUUUCAGAGUUCAUAGGGUAAUUGUUUUGAAAUCUAUGCCAAAAUGCCGUCCUGCUCUGUUUGUGGUGUUUCAUUUGUAUCAAUUACUGGUGUUCAUCAACAUCUUACAAUUCACCAUCCUUCUACUGAUUUGUCUAGUAAUUUAAAGUGCAAGACUGAAGGCUGUUUGCGUAUAUUUACGGGAUGGCAAAAACUUCGUCAUCAUUUUA
Thrips palmi is the source of this 1947-nucleotide messenger RNA. RefSeq lists its product as uncharacterized. The transcript is spliced from 11 exons. The record is from RefSeq and is a predicted model, not a curated record. Bases 1 to 1641 code for a protein of 546 amino acids. Lineage: Eukaryota; Metazoa; Arthropoda; Insecta; Thysanoptera; Thripidae.